UGGGAAGCCACUUAUCUACAGACUUGUGGGCAGUAACUCACCCUCACUCAGCGGUCUUCUGGCUCUGGAAACAACUCUCGCUCAGCCUUCUCCACCAUGAGCCUCAGACUUGAUACCACGCCUUCCUGUAACAGUGCCAGACCACUUCAUGCCCUGCAGGUGCUGCUGCUUCUGUCACUGCUGCUGACUGCUCUGGCUUCCUCCACCAAAGGACAAACUAAGAGAAACUUGGCGAAAAGCAAAGAGGAAAGUCUAGACAGUGAGCCGUACGCUGAACUGCGCUGCUUGUGUAUGAAGACAACCUCUGGAAUUCAUCCCAAAAACAUCCAAAGUUUGGAAGUGAUCGGGAAAGGAAUCCAUUGCAACCAAGUCGAAGUGAUAGCCACAUUGAAAGAUGGGAGGAAAAUCUGCCUGGACCCAGAUGCUCCCAGAAUUAAGAAAAUUGUACAGAAAAAAUUGGCAGGUGAUGAAUCCGCUGAUUAAUUUGUUCCGUUUCUACCAAACUUCUUUAACUCCCAGGAAGGGUAGAAUUUUGAAGCCUUGAUUUUCUAGAGUUCUCAUUUAUUCGGGAUACCUAUUCUUACUGUAUUAAAAUUUGGAUAUAUGUUUCAUUCUGUCUUAAAAAUCACAUUUUAUUCUGAGAAGGUUGGUUAAAAGAUGGCAGAAGGAAGAUGAAAAUAAAUAAGCCUGGUUUCAACUCUCUAAUUAUUGGCUAAACAUUG
Messenger RNA from Cercocebus atys (sooty mangabey), 722 nucleotides. It is a transcript of the gene PPBP, whose product is annotated as pro-platelet basic protein (chemokine (C-X-C motif) ligand 7). Gene Ontology annotation, cellular component: extracellular region. Gene Ontology annotation, molecular function: CXCR chemokine receptor binding; chemokine activity. Bases 97 to 483 code for a protein of 128 amino acids. Gene Ontology annotation, biological process: chemokine-mediated signaling pathway; inflammatory response; cellular response to lipopolysaccharide. Lineage: Eukaryota; Metazoa; Chordata; Mammalia; Primates; Cercopithecidae. The record is from RefSeq and is a predicted model, not a curated record. The transcript is spliced from 3 exons.